Molecule: messenger RNA, 3618 nt
Organism: Aspergillus nidulans FGSC A4
Lineage: Eukaryota; Fungi; Ascomycota; Eurotiomycetes; Eurotiales; Aspergillaceae
Product: coatomer subunit alpha
Exons: 8
Coding region: 1-3618 (1205 amino acids)
Biological process (GO): intracellular protein transport; vesicle-mediated transport; endoplasmic reticulum to Golgi vesicle-mediated transport
Cellular component (GO): COPI vesicle coat; membrane coat; cytoplasm
Molecular function (GO): structural molecule activity
Source: RefSeq, a predicted model, not a curated record
AUGCUCACCAAGUUUGAGUCGAAAUCUUCCCGCGCAAAGGGAAUUGCCUUCCACCCCAAGCGGCCAUGGAUUCUCGUCUCUUUACAUUCAUCGACGAUCCAACUAUGGGAUUACCGUAUGGGAACACUCAUCGACCGAUUUGAGGAGCACGACGGCCCUGUUCGUGGCAUUGACUUUCACCCUACGCAGCCCCUCUUUGUUUCCGGAGGUGACGACUACAAGAUCAAGGUCUGGAACUACCAGACCAGGAGAUGUCUUUUCACAUUGAAUGGUCAUUUGGACUAUGUGCGAACGGUGUUCUUCCACCCCGAGCUCCCAUGGAUUUUGUCUGCUUCGGACGACCAAACAAUAAGGAUCUGGAACUGGCAAAACAGGUCAUUGAUCUGUACCAUGACCGGCCAUAACCACUACGUGAUGUGCGCGCAAUUCCACCCGACAGAAGACCUCAUCGCUUCCGCCUCGCUAGAUCAAUCCGUCCGUAUCUGGGACAUUUCGGGACUGCGGAAGAAGCACUCGGCGCCGACCACGAUGUCGUUCGAAGAUCAGAUGGCCCGGGCCAACAAUGCACAGGCAGACAUGUUCGGAAAUACCGAUGCAGUGGUGAAGUUCGUUUUGGAAGGCCACGAUCGGGGUGUCAACUGGGUUGCCUUCCACCCGUCAUUGCCCCUGAUCGUCUCCGCGGGUGAUGACCGCCUCAUAAAGCUAUGGAGAAUGAGCGAUACGAAGGCAUGGGAAGUCGAUACCUGCCGUGGCCAUUUUCAGAACGCGUCCGCAUGUCUUUUCCAUCCUCACCAAGACCUUAUACUCUCCGUUGGAGAAGACAAGACGAUCCGUGCCUGGGACCUGAACAAAAGAACACCCGUCCAAUCCUUCAAGCGGGAUGUGGAUCGGUUCUGGGUCAUUGCCGCCCACCCAGAAAUCAACCUAUUUGCGGCAGGUCAUGACACUGGAGUAAUGGUCUUCAAGCUGGAGAGAGAGCGGCCCGCAUCCGCUGUGUACCAGAACCAGUUGUUCUACAUCACCAAAGAGAAGCACGUAAAGUCGUUCGACUUUGCGAAGAACGUUGAGUCGCCGUCCAUGCUGUCAUUGCGCAAACUGGGAUCGCCCUGGGUGCCUCCUCGCACGCUAUCUUACAAUCCGGCCGAGCGUGCCGUACUUGUAACAUCCCCGGCAGAUGGGGGUGUGUAUGAAUUGAUCAACCUCCCUCGAGAUGCUACAGGCGCCAUCGAACCCACAGACGUCAAGCGCGGCCAGGCGUCCUCGGCUGUUUUUGUCGCGCGUAACAGAUUCGCUGUCUUCAGCCAGGCCAACCAGCAGGUGGAUAUCAAAGACUUGAGCAAUUCUACGACCAAGUCCAUUAAGCCUCCGGCUGGAACCACUGAUAUCUACUUUGGCGGAACUGGCAGCCUUCUCUUCAUCACACCUACCUCUGUCGUGCUGUUUGAUAUCCAGCAGAAGAAGCAACUAGCGGAAUUGGCUGUGAGCGGCGUCAAGUACGUUGUAUGGUCAAACGAUGGGCUCUAUGCAGCAUUGCUCAGCAAGCACAACGUCACCAUUGUCACAAAGACUUUGGAGCAAGUGAGCAGUUUACACGAGACUAUCCGUAUUAAAAGCGCGGCUUGGGAUGACGCUGGCGUCCUUCUUUACUCCACCUUGAACCACGUGAAGUACUCUCUUUUGAACGGUGACAAUGGUAUCAUCCGGACUUUGGAUCAGACAGUUUAUCUGGUCAAGGUCAAAGGCCGAAGCGUCUAUUGCCUGGAUCGGAAUGCUAAACCAAGAACCUUGGAAAUUGAUCCCACCGAAUACCGCUUUAAGCUCGCCCUUGUUAAGAGGAACUACGAUGAGAUGCUGCAAAUCAUAAAGACAUCCAGCUUGGUCGGUCAGAGUAUCAUCUCCUAUUUGCAGAAGAAGGGCUAUCCGGAAAUUGCUCUCCAGUUCGUCCAAGACCCUCAGACACGUUUCGAGCUUGCGUUGGAGUGCGGUAACCUGGACGUCGCAAUCGAGAUGGCUAGAGAGCUGGACCGUCCCAACCUGUGGAACCGGCUUGGUAUCGAGGCACUGGCACAUGGAAACCAUCAGAUCGUGGAAAUGGCUUACCAGAAACAACGAAACUUUGAUAAGCUGUCGUUCCUUUACCUGUCUAUUGGUGAUCAGGAGAAGCUGUCAAGGAUGGCGAAGAUCGCGGAGCACCGCGGGGACUUCACCUCCCGCUUCCAGAAUGCCAUUUACCGGGGCGAUGUUGAGGAUAGGAUUCAGAUGUUCAAAGAGGUGGAUCUCUACCCCCUUGCAUACCUCACUGCCAAGGCUCAUGGAUUGACUGAGGAAGCCGAAUCCAUCCUCGAGGUGGUUGGUCUAAGUGAAGACCAAGUCUCCCUCCCGACUAUUGAAGCUCCUCCACAGAUACCGCAACCUAUUGUUGCCACCUACAAGGCAAGCUGGCCCGUCAAGGCUGCUGCACACUCAUCGUUUGAGAAAGCCUUGCUUGGGGAAGUUAGCGCAGGCGAUGAAGAAGCCGCUGAACUGGGCUUCGAGCCUGAAGAAGAAGGCGCUGUUACUGCGGGUGAAGCUCUAGAAGAUGAGGAUGAAGACGCUGCUGGUUGGGAUAUGGGCGACGAAAUUAACGUCGAGGAAGACGUUGACUUUGUCAAUGUUGACAGCGCCGAAGCAGGAGCUGGCAGCGUUGAAGCCGAUCUCUGGGCUCGUAACUCUCCUUUGGCAGCCGAUCAUGUUGCUGCUGGUUCUUUCGAUACCGCGAUGCAGCUUCUCAACCGCCAAGUUGGAGCUGUUCACUUUGCUCCUCUCAAGCCUAGGUUCCUCGAAAUUUUCAAAGCCUCCAAGACCUAUCUUUCUGCAACUCCCGGCCUCCCCCCGCUUGUCAACUAUGUUCGACGAACUGUUGACGAAACUGACAGCCGGAAAGUGCUGCCCGCCAUCCCCAGGGACCUUGAAACUAUUGCUAGUGUCGACUUGCAAGAGGGUUACGCCGCCAUGAGAGCUAACAAGUUGGAGGACGGUGUUAAGAUCUUCAAGAACAUCCUCUACUCGGUUCUUGUAAACGUUGUUUCGUCCGAGGCGGAGGUUGAGCAAGCAAAGAAGAUCAUUGCAACUUCUCGAGAAUAUAUCCUUGCAAUGACUAUUGAGUUAGAACGCCGAGCUCUUUCAACAGAUACGCCCGAGGGACUCAAGCGAAGCCUUGAGCUUUCUGCCUACUUCACUAUUCCCAAGCUGGAGGUUGCCCACAGGCAACUGGCUCUCAUGGCAGCAAUGAAACUUGCGUUUACUCACAAGAACUACUCGUCUGCCCUCAGCUUCGCCAACCGCAUGCUGGCCAAUGGUGGUUCUGCUAAGCUCUUGGAUCAGGCUAAGAAGGUCAAGGCUCAAUGCGAGCGUAACCCUCAGGAUAGUAUUGAGAUUGAAUUCGACCAGUUUGCGGAGUUCGACAUUUGCGCGGCGUCCCAUACGCCUAUCUAUAGCGGAUCCCCCAGCGUCUCAGAUCCGUUCACCGGUGCCAAAUAUCAUGAACAAUAUAAGGGUAGCGUCGAUCGGAUAUCUGAAGUGACUGAAAUUGGCGCGCCGGCGAGUGGACUGCGGUUGUAUGUCCCUAGCCAACUCUAA